AGGAGUGUCGUAGAACUCGUAGAGAUGCGGGAGAGAACGCGAGCCUGAUUUCCGAUUGCGGAGUGACUGUUGUUUGUGUGGUUAAAUCAGAUUGGAUCAAGCUGGAACGGGAAAACGGAAAAGGAAACUGACGCAACGACCACGACGAUAAAGAAGGAAGAAGAGUAUCGAGAGCACGCGGAAUGCAAGUAUACGAAUACGGUGCUUCCCGAGACACGUAGACGUAGCGGUGUGUUGUACAUACAUACACGUCCCUCAGACGGACCUCGCCCGCGGCGAGAGGACUUGAGUUCCUGAGAGUUUUGGCGUGGAGACGUGCGGGAAACGCAACGGCGAGACAAACUCGGCCAGGGUAAUCCAAUUCGGUCUGGCAGUGCCGUAAAGAGGAGCCGCGAGAAGACAAAUAAACAACGGCCCGAAGUCCGCCAUUUUGAAUAGAGAGGAGUCGUUAUUGUCGUGCUGGGGAGCGAGUGGAACGUACCGCUUUUCCGUUUCCGUAUCAGAGAGUAGGCCGCGUGAGGUGAAGGCGGAAGUAGGAGGAAGAAGGAUACUGAGCUAAGGUGGCUAACGGUCACCGGAUGUGGUCGAAUUUGCGGGGAACGCGCACUGGGAGGACCGCGAGAGAAGAGGAACUUGAGGCGAGGUAGCAUCGCGCUAACAGGUCCCCGGGGUGCCCCACCGCACUUAUCCCACCGCGUCGUCACCGUCGUCGUCCCCACCACCGCUCUGCCCUGGAUACUGUGAUUAUUGCGCAGUUGGAAAAAUUGCUGAGCAGGGACGCGGGACGUCGUCCACGAGAGGCAAUUCGUGAGCGUUUACCGGCCAACGAGUUGGCUGAAUAACGAGGGGAUAUUAGAAAAGUGAAACAGAGAGAAAUAGAUAGAUAGACAAACAUCCGAGCCAUGACGAACUCCGCGCCCAAGUUAGAUAACGCUAAGGUGGAUCGGCAAGCCUCGCCGAAGGUCGGGUAUCAGUACCAACACAACCAUCAUCAUAAUCGUUCUAACAGUAAAUCCUCGCCGUUCCUAUACAAGAACGGUCGCCAUACGGUUAGAAAUGCUAAAGAUGGACGGCAGAGCUGCAGCCCGUACAGCCCGUCGUCCAAGAGCGCGAGAAACUCGCCACAACAACAGCAGCAGCAACAGCCACAGCAACAACCAGCAGCAGCAGCAGCAGCAGCAGCAGCAGCAGCAGCAUACACAGCAGCAGCAUACACCGCAGCAGCAUACACCGCAGCAGCAGCAGCAACAACAACGUUGCGAACAGCGCAGUCCAAGCAGCAGCCCGACCAACAACUUCUACGCGGGCGCCAAGUUCUCGGAAACACCGUCGCCCGCGAGUGUGCCCAAGCCGCCAAGACAUUGGACGAGCAGAUUGAUGGACAGCUGCGGUCAAUCGGACAGCGCAAGCGAACACACGAGGCAAUUGCGUAUAGUGCUGAACGUCCAAGCCUGAUACCCAAAAACCAACGUAUAUACCAGCAACGCGCGAGGGGAGAAGCGGCGACCGUCAACAGCUCCGGAAGAAUCAGGUACAAUAGGGAAUUAUCGUCGAUAAAAUCAUCGGCCGAAAAGACUGCGAGAAUAAGAGAGACGAUGAUACCGACGAUGAUGAGAAAAAAAUGUGAAGAUUAUGAUGACGACGAUGAUGGUGACACCGUGUGCGGUUCAUAUACACACGGGUUUUCGAUUUUAUCGCGCGAGUGGAUACUCGUAAUCCGUUCUUUAUUCUAAGAUACAUCCAGCAUACAAACUUCAAAUCGUAUAUAAACUAUGCACCGCGGGGGGGAGGGCUGACGACGCGAUGCAUCGGUGCAUCCCGAUGCCGCGAUCGAUGUGUGCGCGCGAGAGAUACAUUAUAUAUGUAUAUAUAUGCGUUCUGGAACUCCCAUCACGCGCCAUCAUUGUGACAAAAUGUAAGUAAUACUGUAUUUUAGAUUAUCGUAUACCACUAAACUUACAAAAAGGAACACAAGGAGAGCCUCACGUACAUACAUAUAUAUAUUAUCUAUAACAUCCGACACACACAGAAAGAAAGAGUACAUCCUCAGUCUGACGAGACGACAAGCGCGGACGAGCGAAGUUACGCUUCGCGACUUUUUGUCAAACGAUGGACUUCAAUAUCGACGCGUUGAAAAAAAAAAAAAAGAACAAGCGUCCGAUGAUUUUUUUCGUGACCGCUUUUUCCAAAGCGACUUUUGAAAGCUCGCGCUUCAUGCCGUUCUCGAGACACCCGGUGUUCGAAUACACGUUUUUAUUAUCCCCUCGUGCUCUAAUCGUCGGCACUAGAGACAAAGAUCCGUAGCACGGAAAUGCUGGACAAGCAAUUAUUUAAUAGCCGCCCGACUAAUGAUCGUUAUCAGUAUACUUCUUUAUUAACAGUUUCUUUCGCGAGCUUUAUCAUUUUGGUAUUAUGGAUUGUAAAAAGACAUGGCUUCGUAUAAGAGAUUUAUUUCAGGCAGCUUUUUUUUUUUUUUAAUUUCCGUUUACUUUUCUUUUUCAUUUUUUUUAUUGGGAAUAUUUUUUAUUUUCUUGCUAUUCUGCUACUAUCUGCCAAUAGUUACUGUUUACGUGAGAUAGGUGUAUAAGAUUUUGAGUUUCUUAGUGCGUGUUACGCGAGUGGGUUAAUUGAACGUGACCGACAUGAUAAAAAAGGAAGGGGAUCGGGAGAAAUUUGAAUGAGAGGCGAGGAUCAAAUGGAUGCUUUGUUCGUUUCGCGAAUGCAUCAUGAUGAUCAUCAUAACACAUUUGCGGAAAAUUCAUAUUUCGACCACUCUUCUCGUGCUCUCGAUUUUCGGCAUGUUUCAACAAAAUUAAUUAAUUGCAUGUAAUGUAAAUUUAAGAGUUAUUUUUACAAUAACACAAAGAUAGAGAAAGAAAGAGAGAAGAUUUGUCAGAUUUUUCCGUUGAAAACGGAGUCACUAAUUUAUAAUCUUUCUUAUCUCGAUUCAUAAGAUUUCAAUCUAUGCUCGUUGAGCAUCGCGAUAACUGUUGUUACAUUUGAAAAAUUUAAGUACUAACUAUUCCAAUGCUUUAUUUAGACGCGGAUAUCGAGGACAAAGACUUUUAAGAGGGCAAAGAACAUUAGCGUCGUGACUGUCAUGAUUUAAGUAACACCGGAUUGUUUCUUCUUAGAACGCAAUCGUAGCCGUAAAAGACAGGAUGACGAUAUUUAAAGGGCAGUACGCGGUUGCGUCCCUAAGGGACCGAGAUUAAUAAGUAAAUUAAAAGCAGGAACAGCCGUUAAUGGUAACUUAACCCGUCCUUGAAGAGUUGUCCUUCGUGCGAGUUUCUUGAGAUCGUUUUUUGUGCUAACAGGUAUAGGAAGAAGGGUAGUCUGAACUUUUUCGUUGUUUACAAUGCUUUACGGGCGCAAUUGUCAUAUCAAACUCGCACCACACUUCUAUCUAUAUACUGGACACAGUAAACGGACUUAAUAUAUAUAUGGUAACGAUAACAAUAAUAUUUAAGGGUAAAUAAAUAACAAUAGUAGUAAGCUAAGGCCUUAAUGAUAUAAUAGCGUGGAGAAUACAAUCGAUUUGACAUUGCACAAUCAAAUCGAUAGUGUGGUUUUCGUCAGUUUAGAUUUAGAUUUGCAAACUUUAAAAUUUGUGUGUUAUCUUCGUUUAUCUUUUUUUUUUCUUAUUUUGUAAGCAAAAUUAUUUCAUGCCACAGACUGAGCAAAAUUCUUUGACGUAGUAUUUUAAUUAAUGUUUAUUUUUUUUUUUUAAGUUUUCUGAUAACAUGCAAUAAUUCUUUUGCAACAUUUAUAUCCACCUAUUUUCUCUUCUUACAUCAAAUUGCUUUCUUUGGUAGGCGAUUAGUCUUAGGUAAGAAUAAGUUUAUGAGACGGGUGUGAAUGUGGGAUGAGCGUGAAUGAGUAGAAAAACGCAAAAUCGAUAGAGACCGAUAUCAAAACGCGCGAUUUCGAUUUUUUCGAUUGCUCGCUCCGUAUUUAUAGUUUUGUAAGGUGAAAAAUCCUCGAACGGUAUCUAACAAACACACGAUCGUGCGUUGAAGUAACGAUCGGCUGAUUUGAUCUACACAUGACGUCGAAAAUUGUCGAAGGAAGACAUGUUUCUACACGGACAGAGAGACAACGGAUGUAAAUUGUUUAUCGGAUGUAAAUCGAUCGAUGUGCGCGAGACGUUCCCUUUCAUUUUUUUUUGUCCAUUCUCAACAUCGUACCGGGUUCAAGAGAGAGGAAAUCGAUAACCUCAGGAUUAACAUAUGCGGAGAAAGUUUGGCAACUUGCUUUCCGUUUGCCCUCGCAGUUCGAUUUAGAUGCGCAAGAAUUACGAAUCGUCACAGUACAGUUUUUUUUCUUUUUCGUUUUUUUUUUUACAGCUUUCACAUUCAAAAUUUAAUUUGCUCGCCGUUCGCGGCGAUAACGAAUUCGUGCACGUGUCUUAACACGAGAAUCGAUGAAGGAGAACGAACUGAUCGUGUCGGAAUUUAAUUCUACGUGACCGUACAAAGAGCUAAAACGAUUAAAUUGUAGAGUAGAGUGAGUGCAAAUCUGUUUUGCAUUACAUUGCCCUUUUCUUUUGUUCUAUUUUUCGAUUCUUUUUUUUAUUCUUUCGUGAGUUGGACAACAACGCACUGAAUGAUACCGAUUAAUGUCUUGGAGGCCAAGAUAUCAUUCCAGUAUUGUUCCACGUGUUGUUGACCAACUUGCGAUUGUAAAUCAAAAUCGUCUUUUGAAAACGUUGGAUAGUGUAGUGUGUUAGUGCUACACAAACAGGGAUCUUUAAGGAAGUGGUUUUGGAGUGACGUUACGAGAGUUCGUAACACUUCAAAUGAUGCAUAUAUAUAUAUAUAUAUAAAAUGUGUAUGUAUUACACAAUCUGAAUUGAAAAUUUGGCGGACUAAUUAUCGGAAAUUGUCAAGCUGGGAGCUUGUUAAUCUAAUACUUAAAGUCUCGAUCAGAUUGGAACGAUUCUAAUACGUAUCCGCGUAUGCACUUAUUUGCACAGCUUCCGACUUGAUUUGUGACGGACAAAUCAGUUCCUUGGAUAGAAUCCUAUGGAAUUGUCUAUACCACAUUAUUUGUAUAUUUUUUGCAUUGCUUUUUAACGAAGCGUAUUGCAUUAUUUUAAACGCCAUAUAUAAAAUUUGUGCUGUUAUAUUUUUUUUAAGCAUUUAUCUUUUAUAUAUGUUGAUUGUUGCUUUUCGUAGACGCUUUUUCCGUAUACGGUUCGCGCGAACAAUAGUGAUUGUAAGAGCGGGCAAGUUGUUUCUAUGAACAAUUUUGAAAAAUCGUUUAAUCGUAAUAGGCUUUCUACAAUAAUAGGCUUUUUACUGUUUACUUUAAGCUUUAAGGGCAGAGUCUUGCAUAACGUAUAAUGCAGAAGGAAAUGAAUUAAAGUCCUUUAUUUUCUUUUUACAAAAUAAAAGACUAGUGAUUCUCUUGUGCUUUAUGCAAAAGUCUGUGCUCCUUAAGUCUCAAAAAUGGACUGGAUCAUAGUCGAUUAGUCUUUCGAUUAUAACUUUCAAUUUCUUAAGACUUAAAGCUUAAAUAGUGAUUUAUUGUAGAACGUGUGUAAGAGUCUUCGAAUCAGUCACGAUAGCUAAGUCAACGCGUGAUUAGAAGGAGAGAUCUUGAUCGAUUCAGGGUUGAUAUAUAUCGUCAUGGUCUCAGAAUUCGCGGUAGAUCUUUGGGGCGAGAAAAACGAAUUAAACACUGCCGUCCGGUGAAAGAAAGGGAUACAGAAGGAUAUACGGAACAAGUGAAAACGUGUGUAUCUGUUGUCGCGAAGACAAGACGCUUGCGCCAGAAUAACAAUGUGUAAAUAUCAGCUGCGUGAACGUGAAAAUUGUAGCUUCGAUAAGGGGAAGAAAAGGAGUAUCUUCCGAGUAAAGUUCGAUCGGGUUGAACAGUACAAACGUUCUCGUCCUGUUCCUUGAAAUUUCAGGAACGCGUUGCUAAACAAAAAUUUGAAUACUCGUGUUGAGAGCCACGUGUAAUCGGGAUGUUUCGGAGGACGGUAAUGAGCGCCAGACUCGAUUUUUUUUCUUAUCGAUCUUUUUACAGCGCGAACGUAGAACCGGUAAAAAAGAAUACGCGAUGAGAGAGAGAGAGAGAGAGAGAGAGAGAGAGAGAGGGGUAAGAAAAUGGAGGAGGAAAGGCUACGAAUGACAGAAAAUCAAUCAUUUAACAAAGAGUCGAUGGGAAAUUAGCUGUGAUGAUGAGACUCAAUAGUAUUAACAUUUAAUUGAUAUAAAGUACAUAUAUCUAUAUACGUAUAUACAUUGAGAAAUCAUUUAAUUGAAUGAAACAAUUUGAUUGAAUUAACUAAAUCUUUUGUCUGGAUAUGGGCAAAUUCUUUGAUUGUUAUAACAAAACAAUUGUCAUCAUUAUUGACGCUACUAAAUGAAAUUUUGCUGAAAUUAACAGAUCUAUGCAAUCAACAAAUUAGUUAUUGUAACAUUUUACUUGUUUUUUAUAACAUAAUUUCUCGUUGAUACAAAUAUAUUACAAAUUCAAUGAAUAAAAUCGGUCAGCCAAAAAAUUUUAUUUGAUUCAGUCGAAUAGAUUUCUCAAUGUAUAUAUGGGUACACACACAUGCAUACGCGCAUAUAUUAUAUAAGAUUUAAAAAACUAGAGAAAAACCACAAAGUAGUUUAGGUAUGAUAAGUAUGAAGUAUGAUGUUUAUUAGAUGGAUAAAGAGAAAAAAAACGUUACGGUAGAUAAAACGAGCAAAAAGGGAGGGAGAGAGAAAGAGAAACGCUUUUUUGCAUUUUCUCUUAUUGCUCUCCUUUCCUCCUAUGAGAGAGAGAAAGAAGGAUACAAUAUCUGUAUUCUUUACGCUUUGAUAUUAAUAAAUGUAAAUUUUUGAUAGUUGAUAUAAAUCGGGGACGCGUUUGGAGAUUUGAGGAGAGGAAAGAUAGAAAAAGAAAAGAUAAAGAAAGUAGAUCGUAAAGGACUCGAGCGUUUUCAUCUCACGGCUUUAAAACAUGAUUCGUCAUAUCAUGACUAUAAAACACAUACAUACAAAUAUAGCUGAUAAUAAUCGUAGUUUGUAACUGACGCGCGUUAAGUCGUCCCGGAAAAACGAGGAUCGAUUUUUGACGGAUUAAUGUGAAGUGCUAAGAAUACAAAGUGAACAGACCAAGCUACACGAGUUUCGUUUCGAGGAACAAAACUGAUUCCGAGUAAAAAUUUUUCAAGUGGCGUAUUAGAAAAAUGAAGCGACCAAUGCGAAGUAAUAGUUAAUCGCAGACGAGGCGUUGAGUAGCUCCGUGUUUGGUCUGUGGAUUCAUAAUUCGCGGGUCCGAAUUUGAUUCUAUUUGCGCCUCACGUGGUUUUCCGCAUUAAUAAUUAUAAAGGAGGUCUUUGUCCACUCGAGUUACGAUGAUCACUUCAUCUGUGUCUUUACUUAUUGCUCCAAUGUGUAACGAAUUAAUCAGGGCAGUUUAGAUAGUAAAAAGUUUUUAAAGCUUGUAGCGAAAAGUAUAAUACAAAGGUUUUAAGGUCUGAUAUUAAAAGUGAAUAAAAGCGUGACUUCCUCGAAGAGGUCGAACACACAUAUUUAUCGCGUGGAUAUCGCGAUCCGUUUAAGAGAGUCGGAAGUUCAAACGGGGGGAAUAAAAUUAAAGCAAAUCAAAAUCGCAGAAGAUCCUUCCAGAGUUUAUAGUCCUCUUGGAUUAUGAAAAACGAGGCGUCUAAGACUGUUUAAGCAAACUCUACUUGAUUCAAAUUUUUCCGAAAACUAGACUUGAUCCACUUUGUAGUCUCGGUACUUCAUUUCUGACUGAGUAGUAUGUUUUGAGAGUUAAAACGUUUUGACGUGCCCUCUCUAGAAUGAUGAACCACAUCAGGCUAUGUUCAAAGUGUCCCUCUCAGAUAUCAUUUUAUCCUUUUUCCGAAUAUUAAACAAGAGGUUUGUUUUUUUAUUUCUGUACACUCUUUGAAUUGGUGCACACAAUGCACCAGUGCAAUAAGUUGAAGUGAAACGUAUAUUUGUUUUACUUUAAUUUAUUGCACCGUGUUCACCAGUUCAGAGAAUGCAGGAAUAAAAAAACGAACAGACCUAAGGAUAACAUGAUUUAGGGAGCAAUCGGGUGGGAGUCUGAACGCAUCCUUAGACCAGGACAUCUCUCAUGGAACAAAUCGGAUUAUUCCCUAGAUUUCUGUUGUGUUUUCUAGGGAAAACGGAAUAAUUCCGAUCGGAUUUCGAAUAAUUUUGUAUAAUACGUGUUUAGUUUUAGUUUUUUUGCGGAAAAGAAAGAGAAAAAAACGAAAAAAAAAAACGAUCGAGCGGUCGGUUGUGCGUGAUCCCUGAGAAAAGCUCCGGGUUUUCAAAAGAAACGCGAAGGUUUCUUUCGUACGAGGAAAAUUCGGUAGACGCGAAACGAUCCAUUUAAUCGAUCAACAUUUAAUUGUGAUAUUGUAACGUACAAAAUCGCAAAAGGCUCGGGCUUAAUUAAUAAUAAAGCCAGGCAAGAGACUUCCGAGGGUUGAUUAUAUCAUGAAGACAAACCAAAAAAAAAAAAAAAAAGAGUAUAUAGAAUCGUUUUUACGACGAAUUCCGCAAACGUGUUCGCGCUAAGCGUGUUUCUCGCGACACGAGAAUCGAUAAGAGCGAUCGUGCGAUCCGGAUAUUUCAUCGAUACGUGACAUUUCUCCGCAACAUUCUCCAGCGGUUGAUAUUUACCACAUUGCUGUCACGAAUUAAGCGAGACCCUUGGCGCAAAAAUCGAAGAGACUGCGCUUGGUUUCGCUAAUUAAUUUCUUGACAAGCUUGCAAUAUUUUUUCGUGGCAAUACAUGUACAAAAAUGCGAAAUCCUAUUUACGAAAAUUAGAUUUCGCCUCGAUAACGACACUACAUUGACUAGUCAUUUUUUUUUCGAUAAUUAUUUUUUUGAUAAACGACACGAAAUUAUUAUCGUCAAUAACGGAUUUAAGAAUUUCAUUAUCUGGGAAUAACGAAAUUUUCGUUCUAUUUCGUGAAGAAUCUAAAAAUCGCAGCACAUUCGUCGUUCGAGCAUAUACACGAGAUAUAAUAUAAAAUUCUAAUAGCUGUGCAUAUAUGUGUGUGUAUGUGUGUGUGUAUGUGCAUAUAUUUUGCUGUAUCUUCACUUUCAUGUUUUGAAAGAUUACUAAUUCAGUUGAUUAUAUGCCUGUGCUUCUUACCUGAACUUCUUGCACAGUUUAUCUUUUUUUCUCCAAUGUUAAGAAAAAAGGAAGAAAACGAUAAACCGUGUAUGAAUUUUAGCUAAAACGAACAGGCUUUAUAGCUAUAUCUUUCGCUCGUAUUCUAUUGAAACAUUAAAGAAAUAGGUGAUAUUUCGUUUAUUCUUUCUCGGUCAUGGUGGAGCAAGCAGUAGUAGAAGUAGUAGUAUAAGUAGUAGUAGUAUAUAGUAGUAGUAAUAGUAGUAAGAAGAAACGCAGUUGAAAUUUCACGGUGCUUCUUACAGACUUUCCAAAACUUUUCGUACAAAUACUUCUUACAAAAGUAUACAGUUUUAAGAUGAAGGGAGUCGCUUUGGAACUUUCGUGGAAAAUCCGUCGAAACAGAGUUGAUCGUUUUAAUUUUAAAUUAGGCUCCUUCGUGGACUUUCUGAGGAAACUUGUUUCCUCUUUGAGCAGCAAACAUCGAAGUGUUUGAGAUGAACGGACUUAACUCUCGAUGAUCCUUCGCGAAUGGAUUAGAACGCAUAUACAGCUUUUUAGCAAAUGAUAACGUUUUCAUGUAAGAAAGAAUAAAUCGCCUUUUUUAACGUAUCUUUUAUCUGUAUUUAGCGGAGUCUACGCUUUUUAAAGAAAAUUUUGCAGACAUAAGGACGAACAUUUAGCAUCGCGUGACGUAAAACUAAUUUUUUUCUAAUUUGUUUCGCAUUACCUGCGAAAGAAUGUUUUUUAUGAAGAGUGAAAUGAACAGAUUUAUCACGACGAUAUCGAGUCCAUUCUUGUUCAUCAUCGAAAGCUUACUGCACGCAGGAUCGAAGGUAACUUUGAAAAAUUUCGCGAAUCUCCGCCGUCGGAGGAGAGAGAAACAAUGCGGACUAUUUGAGCACAAGAGAUAUUGCAGCGGAGAUAUUGAAGCUCAUCGUGAACGAGACCAACGUGUUCCGAAUCAGAGUUGCCGCGGAAUCGCGACUCGUGGAUAUCCGGUUUCUCGUUCACCGUUAACGAGAAUAGUGGACCUCGAGUGGCGAUCCGCGUAAGAUCUGGAAACCAACCCUUCCGUCACUGUACAAGACUCGCGUACACGCUCACGUCUUAUCAUACCGAGCACAGGGACACAAACACACAGCCACACACGAAAACACUGUGUCGAUUAUUAAUUAAAUAAGCCUUAAAUUUAGGAUUAAGAGUUGACAGAGCGAAACGAAAGAGAAGAGAAGAGAAGAGAAAAGAAA
Molecule: messenger RNA, 10366 nt
Organism: Acromyrmex echinatior (Panamanian leafcutter ant)
Lineage: Eukaryota; Metazoa; Arthropoda; Insecta; Hymenoptera; Formicidae
Source: RefSeq, a predicted model, not a curated record